This is a messenger RNA of Procambarus clarkii (red swamp crayfish), 2384 nucleotides long. Its product is annotated as C-type lectin domain family 4 member E. NCBI's taxonomy places the organism in Eukaryota, Metazoa, Arthropoda, Malacostraca, Decapoda, Cambaridae. The record is from RefSeq and is a predicted model, not a curated record.
CACGUCCAGAACCUUAACCAUCACUGACAUCGUGUAAGACCUCCGUCCAAGAUCACUGCUAGAGGUCACCACCACCAUCUGAGGUCCUGAAGUCACCACCACCACCCGAGGUCACCAUGUUUGUGCUGGCGCUUCUAGUCAUCGGCCUCCUGACACAGGGAGAAACUGGUGCUGCAGGUGCAGCCUCCUGCCCAGAACCCUUCGUCACGAUCGGGGAGGGCUGCUACUUCUUCAGUUACUCGUUCGUGACGUGGCAAGAGGCGCGGACGACCUGCCAAGGUCUCCUGCCGGGGGAAGACGCCGACCUGGCCGUCCUGGACUCCACCUGCGACGACUUUAGACACAUAGCAUCAUACGCCAUCACCAACGAGUUGACGCCUUUCUGGGUGGGUGCCUCUGACGACCUGAUCGAGGGGUACUGGACGUGGGUGGACGGGCGCCCGGUGGACAUGACCGCCUCCUACUGGAACACUGAAGAGCCACUUGAUGGAAAUUCAUACAACUGUGCUUACUUAGCCUUUCACUCCGAAAAGACGUUCAGGCUGCGUCUGAACGCUGACUACUGUUUUGAUAUCUGGCCGUGUCUGUGCCAGCUGGGUGUUCAUUCUCUUAAAUAGCCGGGUAGUUGGUGUGAGGUGAGUGACCAAGCUCAUACUAGCUCGGUGUCCACACUUGCAUGACAUGUACAGUGUGUAGCGGCAGUUGAUCAUACUCCAGCAAUAUAUAUGCUUCUCUCAGUUAGUCUAACAACUGCAACUAAUCUCCCUGUAUACUACAUGUAUUUCCUGCAACAUUUAAUCGUUUCUAAAUUCCUGCUCCACCUGCAUAAUAUUAAUUACUUGAGAAAGGAAGGUUGAAUAGUGAGUGUGUGGGGGGGGAAGGGGGGAGCACAAAGAAGAAACUAUAUAGCAAGUUAGAUUUAUAUAUUGCUAAUAUAAAAUGAAUAAAGUUCACUGGUCCUCUCCCACACUAUUGUUCUAAAACUAAAUUGGUUAUUAACUACACAACUUGGCCCGGGACCCAGUGGGCAUUUUUGGUUGCUUUAACGUCGCCCACCGACGUUGUUUGACCGUAUUAUGGUUGACUAUUAAAGUAUGUUAAGUUUCAAAGGUGAGAUUAUGUUGCAAUCAGGUUUAGAUAUGGUUUGGUUUCUUUCAACGUUAAUAAACCAUUGGAAUUUGCACACGCAUUCAUACAUGUGUGCACGCAAAUGCACACUCGCCCGCACGCAAGAGCACAAGGAAAGAACAUAUUAGAAGGAAAGAUUGGAUUCUUUCCAUACGUUAUAUGACAAAUAAUAUUAAAUAUUUCAGAUAGUUAUGAAGAAAAUGAAAAAAAAUCAUCAUUUUCUAAGAGAAAAUAUUAUCCCAUUGACUCAAUAGCAAGUUAAAAAUGUUUCCAUUGCAUUGAAUAUCAUAAUACAGCAAGUAGGCCCAUUAACCAGGACCUGCUAUGAAAUAGCAUUGCAAAAUAAAGAAAACAAAUAUUUCUGAUCUAUUUUUCCCCAAUAUAGAUUGUCUCUUCUAAUUUUUCUUGUUUUACAUUUUCAUUAAGAAACACAAAGAUCUUUCCUAGGCUCCAUUACUUAUUGUAGUAUAAUAUAGUGACCGAGUCUUGAUCACAGAGUAGUAGGUGAUCACUACGGUCUGUGGGGUCACUUUACCAGUAACUGACCACACCCAACAGUGUUCAACACACUGCUAUGAACGUCUUCCAGUGCACAACAUAUUUUUGUAAUAGAGUAAUAUUUAACCUUCAAUGAAAUGAUCCCAAAAGUAAAUUCGGCCAUUUGGAAAAAUGCAGACAUUUAUUGAAUAAUUUAUUAAAUAAAAUAAUCAAACGUGUUUCAUGAGUCCGUAAAUUAUGUAUUAAGAUGCUUACCCGUCGAAACAUCUGGAGGAUUGUAUCCAUGAGAUCGGAAAUGCUACAUAUGUGUCUAAGUGCGACCUCUCGAGAGGAUAUUAUCAGAUACCUCUCACUGGACGCACCAAGGAACUAACAGCAUUCGUAACGCCCGAUGGUGUCUUCCGGUAUUUGGUAUUGCCGUUCGGACUACGGAAUGCCUCCACAACAUUCCAUAGACUAAUGAACUCUCUGCUAACAAAUGUUCCCAAUGUAGGGCUAACUUGGAUGAUACUGUGUUGUAUAAUAGUAGUUGGCUAAAUGUGAUACCUGAUGCAUUAUCCCGGUUGCCUGAGUAGAGUACAUCUGAGCCGAGAGGAAAUAACAAACCCAUUGUCAGAGGUUAAGUAUAGUUCUUAGGUUCUCCUCUUACAUUGAUUAUUCUUUGUCAGAUGUGGGUUUUUUUUCUUUCAGGGUAAAUUGUUUUGUUUUUAUUGGCUGAUUCGUUGUACGCUCUUACAAUAAAUGUAUCUACUAAUCUA